AUGGCAGGAGUUCUGCGGGAGAAGGAGGUUAUCUUACUGCGACACUUCUCAGGUAACCCUGUUAAAGUGGUUAAGGGACCUUCAGAGGAAGGGCGCCAGAAAAUCGCUAGUGCAGGUCACCAACAGGUAGCAUACCCUGCUGCACAAACUGUACAGAUACAGAUGACACUAGUCACUGAAAUGUUAGUGUCUGGGAGAAAGAGAACAGAAGAUCUAUGGAUGCAUUUUACAUUUGAUGCUAAGGAGAACAAGACCCUUUGCAAACCAUGUGGAGUGGCAAUCACUGGUAAAAAUAAAACAAACUUGAAGCGUCAUUUGCAGAUGAGUCAUCCCGAAAUUCAUACAAAGAUACAGAAAACAUCCAAUGAUGGGCCAAGUCAAGCCAGUGCACCACAGCAAAAUAUUUACACAGCUCUUGUAAGUGCUUCAAAAUACAAAAUUGACUCUAAGGAACAACAGGCCAGGGAGGAUGCCAUAGCAAAAUGGAUUGGGCGCACUGGAUUACCAGUCAGAACGAUUGAAGAUGAGGACUUUGUUAACAUGAUGGCGACCGUAGAUAGGAGACUGAGUGUUCCAAAGAAAACUAAAAUAAAUAAUCUGAUUGACAAACAUUAUGAAGAUGAAAAACAAAAAUUCAAAAAGAGACUGGCUGCUGCCCGGAGAGUAUCUAUUUGCACUGAUUUGUGGACAAAAAAAGGACUAACAGCUUCAUUCCUUGGUAUAAGUGCGUGCUACUUUUGUGUUGACCAAAAUAAAGCUGAGCACAUAUUAGUGGGACAUACCAAAGAAGAAGAUCCUUACAGUGAUAACAGACAAUGGGAGUAA
Messenger RNA from Bombina bombina (fire-bellied toad), 825 nucleotides. RefSeq lists its product as uncharacterized. The record is from RefSeq and is a predicted model, not a curated record. The transcript is spliced from 4 exons. Gene Ontology annotation, molecular function: DNA binding. NCBI's taxonomy places the organism in Eukaryota, Metazoa, Chordata, Amphibia, Anura, Bombinatoridae. The coding region runs from base 1 to 825 and encodes 274 amino acids.